Molecule: messenger RNA, 2417 nt
Organism: Vigna angularis (adzuki bean)
Lineage: Eukaryota; Viridiplantae; Streptophyta; Magnoliopsida; Fabales; Fabaceae
Product: probable pre-mRNA-splicing factor ATP-dependent RNA helicase DEAH9
Exons: 23
Coding region: 53-2224 (723 amino acids)
Cellular component (GO): intracellular anatomical structure
Molecular function (GO): ATP hydrolysis activity; RNA binding
Source: RefSeq, a predicted model, not a curated record
ACUUUGAAGGAUCGGGGGAUUGGCCGUGCUUUGGGGUGGUGAACAAUUGAACAUGUCGCAGUUCUGGAAACCAGGGACGGAGAGGCCACAGGGUCGCGUAGUCGACGAUGAAGAAGGUGGUCUUCUCUUCUUGUUUGGUUCUCACCAUUCCUCUUCCGCAAAACAUGGCUACGCCAGCAUCGAGAAGCAACGCCAGCGAUUGCCUGUGUUCAAGUACCGCACCGCCAUUCUCUACCUUGUCGAGACUCACGCCACCACCAUCAUCGUUGGCGAAACCGGCAGCGGAAAAACCACUCAAAUUCCUCAGUACCUGAAAGAAGCAGGUUGGGCCACCGGUGGCAGACUCAUUGCUUGCACUCAACCUAGAAGACUUGCCGUUCAGGCUGUUGCUUCCAGAGUUGCCGAAGAGAUGGGAGUAAAGCUCGGUGAAGAAGUUGGCUACACGAUAAGGUUUGAAGAUGUAACGAAACCGGAUGUAACGGUACUUAAAUUUUUAACUGAUGGAGUGCUCCUAAGGGAAAUGAUGGACGAUCCUCUUUUGACCAAAUAUAGUGUUAUAAUGGUGGAUGAAGCUCAUGAAAGAUCAAUAUCAACAGACAUUUUGCUUGGACUAUUGAAAAAGAUUCAACGUCGUCGACCAGAGUUGCGGUUGAUUAUCUCAUCUGCUACUAUUGAAGCAAAGUCGAUGUCUGACUUCUUCCAAAUGAGAAAGAAGCGCCGAGAGACUGAAAACAAGGAUCAUGGACCACAAGUGGAACCUGCAAUCUUGUCAGUUGAGGGUAGAGGAUUCAAUGUACAAAUUAAUUAUGCUGAGGAACCUGUCCAAGACUACGUUCAGGCUGCUGUUUCAACGACACUCUUGAUCCAUGAGCGGGAGUCAGCAGGAGACGUUCUAGUGUUCCUUACUGGCCAAGAUGACAUUGAUGCAGCUGUUCAGUUACUCACUGACCAAGUUCAAACUACUGGAAAACACUCUUCUGGAUUAAUUGUUUUGCCUCUGUAUUCAGGGCUUCCACGUGCUGAUCAGGAGUUAGUGUUUUCUCCAGCUCCUCGUGGAAAGAGGAAAGUAGUAAUUUCUACUAAUAUAGCAGAAACAUCACUCACAUUAGAGGGAAUUGUCUAUGUUGUUGACAGUGGGUUUUCUAAACAGCGGUUCUACAAUCCGAUUUCUGAUAUUGAAAAUCUGGUUGUGGCUCCAAUAUCUAGGGCUUCUGCUAGACAAAGAGCUGGUAGGGCUGGGCGAGUUCGACCUGGAAAGUGUUACAGUUUCUCUAUGGCCCUUUGCUGUUAUACGGGGAUUUUCAGUUCUGAUAUGCAAAGAGAUCCAGCAACCCCGAUGCUAUACACAGAAGAAUAUUUUCUUAACCACAUGCCUAAUGCGGGAAUUCCAGAGAUACAGCGAUCAAAUAUGGUCUCCUGCGUAAUCCAGCUAAAGGCCUUGGGGAUUGAUAAUAUCUUGGGCUUUGACUGGCCAGCAUCUCCAUCUGCUGAAGCAAUGAUCCGAGCACUAGAAGUUCUCUACUCACUUGGUAUAUUGGAUGAUGAUGCUAAGCUGACUUCACCAACUGGAUUUCAAGUUGCUGAGAUUCCACUUGAUCCGAUGGUCUCAAAAAUGAUAAUAGCUUCCAGUCAACUUGGGUGUUCAGAGGAGAUAAUCACCAUUGCUGCUGUUCUUUCCGUCCAAUCCAUCUGGAUCUCAGGGAGAGGGAUACAAAAGGAAUCUGAUGAAGCAAAAUUGAGAUUUGCUGCUGCGGAGGGUGACCAUGUAACGUUCCUUAAUGUAUACAAGGGGUUUCAUCAAUCUGGUAAAUCUUCACAGUGGUGUCACAAGAACUAUGUAAACUAUCAUGCCAUGAGAAAGGUUCUUGAAGUUAGAGAGCAACUCAAAAGAAUUGCAAAGAGGAUAGGACUAGUCUUGAAAUCUUGUGAGAGUGAUAUGCAGUUAGUGAGAAAAGCUGUCAUCGCCGGGUUUUUUGCAAAUGCGUGUCAUCUAGAGGCAUACAGUCAUGAUGGGAUGUAUAAGACGUUAAGAGGAUCACAGGAGGUUUAUAUUCACCCGUCGUCAGUGCUAUUCAGAGUAAAUCCAAAAUGGGUUAUUUACCAUUCUCUUGUAUCAACUGAUCGACAAUACAUGCGUAAUGUCUUAACUAUAGACCCCUCGUGCUUAAUGGAUGCUGCUCCUCACUUCUACAAGUUGCAACAAUCUAAUCAUCUCCUUUUUUAAUUGAUUUCUGUUUUGCACACUCAACGUGUUUGAGAUGAAGGAAAGAAACGUUAUGUAUGGAGUGUUUUAGUUCAUGUAGGAUACAUUAACCAGUAUAUACUAUGAAGUGUUUUAGUUUAUGUAGGAUACAUUAACCAGUAUAUACGAAGUUUUACUUCAAGUUAAUGAAUGAGGUUUCAGUUCAGGUAGGACA